AUGGAGUAUGAAACUUCAUAUGAUACGGGCCUGAAGCCCUUCAAUCAUGAUAAGAAUCGAGGCAAAUGGGCAUCAUCGAAGGAUUUCUUUUUUGCAUGCGCCGGACAUGCAUUUAAGGCAGAUGCUAUUAUGAUAAUGCCGAUUAUUGUUUUCGAAGAUGUUGGAAUCUUUGCGUUGAUACCGUACUUUGUGACUUUGGCAGUCUGUGUGGUGCCAAUUGUGUUUUUGCAAUCAUUUUUGGGUCAAUUUUCUAGUACUGGUUUUAUAUCAGUUUUUCGGAUAUCUCCAUUAUUCAAAGGCAUUGGAUAUGUUUCGCUUUUAGUAAACUUUUUAACUUUAACGUACUACAGCAUUUUCAGUGCAAUACCGCUAUUUUAUUUUUUUCAUUCCUUGAGGCCAACAAUACCUUGGAGCUGUGAGGCAUCUGCAGGAUGGGCUGAAAAUUCUACACAUAGAAUAUCGAUUUGCAAUCAUGAAGCUGAUAACAACUCAACUCUCUUAAUUACAAUUCCUUCUGUGGAUUUUUUUAGAAACCAUUUGGACAUCCCAAGCUUUGGCAGAGAAGUUAACGAUAAUUCGUUUUCACUGGAAUUGAUGGUCUGUACUUGCAUUAUUUGGGGAGCCGUAACUUGUGUUAUUUUAAAUUCUACAGAAGUCAUAGGACGACUUAUAAGAUAUUCAUUCUUGGUUGUUGUGGGUAUUAUGAGCAUUUGCUUAAUUCGAUUUGCAUUUCUUCCGGGAGCAAUUGAGGGAAUAUGGCAAUUUGUGUUUCCAGAAGCAUAUCGUAUCUACUGGGAUACUUGGAUAUUUCUUCCAAGCAUGGCCUUGGCUACUUUAGGUCCUGGUUGGGGUUCAAUUCUAACCAUGGCAAGUUUUAAUAAUUUUAAAACAAAUAUUUUCACAUACAGUUGGGUGCUGUGUCUGGCUCAACUUGGACUUAUGGCGGGAAUAGCGUUUUUGUCAAUUUUUAUCAAGUGUUUUAUGGAAUCAAUCCGUCCAGAAAGCAGAAUGUAUCUUCAAUUCCAUCACUCUCAAUGGUUGGAAUUCUUAAGUAUUCCAACGGGUUUGACAUUUAUGGAGCUACCACAUUUUUGGUCUUUGCUGUUCUUUAGUAUGUGGAUUUUAGGCUCACUAAAUAUCCUAAUCAUUCAACUAUUGUCACUUUUGACUUCAGUGUUUGAUGAAUUUGAAGAACUAAGAGAAAUGAAGAGAAAUAUCAUCUUUGGAGCUGUUGGGAUUCUAACAUUGACUUCUAUACUUUUUUGUUCAAAUCAUGGAGUGUACUUUUUCAGUCUUCUUUCAAAAUAUGCCUUCGCAACUCAAACGGUCUUAAAUUUACUUCUAUUAUUGGUUGUUUUGUGGAUUUAUGGACGAGAGCGUUUCCAACGUGAUUUGAAUUUUAUGACUUCACGAGUUUAUUCAACAUGGAUGGUGAAUAUUGUUCGAUUUGUUGCACCUUUGUUUCUUCUUAGUGGAUUGUUCAUUGCAUUGAUAUUGACUUUGGAAUUCGAUCAUUCUCCAACAUCAUAUGGAAUGGCUUUGUUUGCAUUGGGAACUCUGAUUUUCCUGUUUUCAUGGUGUCUUAUUCCGGGUUAUUGUAUUUUUAAAAUAAAACAAACAACUGGAAUAAUUGGAAUGCGAUUGAGAAGAUGUAUUCGACCAACUGAUUGGUAUCCUGCUGAUCCAGUUUAUAAGCAAAGAUACGAAGAGAAUUUCAAUAGUACAGAUAUUUCACAUCAGUUAACAACAGAAACUAUGGAAUGAGUUUUAAGAAAUAUGUUUAAAAAAAAAUAUGUUAUUAAAUUUUAAAAAUACAGCUAAGACAAUAAUUAAAAAUUAAAUUUUGUAAAUAUCCAUUUUA
This is a messenger RNA of Episyrphus balteatus (marmalade hoverfly), 1861 nucleotides long. Its product is annotated as sodium-dependent proline transporter-like. The record is from RefSeq and is a predicted model, not a curated record. Gene Ontology annotation, biological process: sodium ion transmembrane transport. Lineage: Eukaryota; Metazoa; Arthropoda; Insecta; Diptera; Syrphidae. Bases 1 to 1764 code for a protein of 587 amino acids. Gene Ontology annotation, cellular component: membrane. The transcript is spliced from 10 exons.